CCAACUCUGAAAUUAAGUCAUUGGGGAGGGGACUGGCACGAGCUUUUCAAAUUAACACAAAACCACGUAGUCGUAUUUUAGCUGCGAUUAUUAAAUUAACGAGACAUAAACACCGCAUUAAUAUCAAUUUCAAAUUCAACUUUAAUCACGCCGUCCAACUCUUUAAUUGCUAUAAUUAAAUGUCGAAUUUUGGCGGCUAACGUGUCGCUUAUUUUCAUAAUCCAUUUUGACAAAAUCGUUUACGUGUAGAUAUAAAAAUUUGAACUUUUGAUAAGGUUAUUUCAAAAAUAGUUGUUUUUUGUUUUCAUUUUGUGGCAAUAACAGACGAAUGAAAACCACACCGUUUUCUUAAAAUGUUUUGUCUAUUGAUUGGUGUUUUAUAAAAUGAACGCCGAUGAAAAUGUGACUUCGAGUGACCUAUCCAAAGCAAAUCUCAAUUCUGAAUUUGGAAAGGAUAUAAUGACCGGAUUCUCUGUAUGUAGUUUAUUGAAGAUCGACUCAAAUCGACCUUUUCCAAAAGUACCUGAAGUGUCCAAAUUUGGGCGAAUUAGUCGAGAUUCCGAAAAAAUUAAGAAACCGCGAAGAAAUAGAACAACUUUUACCACUGCCCAGCUUACAGCUCUCGAGAGAGUGUUUGAGAAAACCCACUACCCAGAUGCGUUCGUUAGAGAAGAUUUGGCAGCAAAAGUUAAUUUAACCGAAGCACGAGUUCAGGUUUGGUUUCAAAAUAGGAGAGCAAAGUUUCGUAGAAAUGAAAGAAGUAUGACGGGCCAGCAAACUUCAUCGCAAAAGUACAAUGUACCUAAGGUAUCAACGGAUACCCGGAUGCCUCCUCCUACAACCCCCUCUAAGGACCCAUCCUCUGUUCAUAUGCCCAACGAAUUACAGUAUAUAUUCCCAUGGAAAUGUGGACGAUAUCCCCAGCAAGAUGUCUAUCCUACUACAAAUUUCAACAAUCCCUACAGCAGUCAAAGCUAUGGCAUGAUACACCAUAAUUAUUACACCGGAAACAUCUGUAAUUCUAUCGAAGUUAAUUCCUAUAGAUGUAGAACUCAAGAAUUUGCAUUUCCAGCCUCUCACGCUAGUUACUAAGCAUGAUUCAAAUAGGUACUUACUUAUUUAUUAUAAUUUUUACAUAUUUUUUUUGUUUUUUUUUUUACCACGCAUCCAGUAUUUAUAAUUAUUAAACAUUUUCGUGUUGUUACCUAUUAGUUCUUAAUUUACUUCUAGCUUUAACGUAAUAUUUUUAAGUAUAACAAC
Agrilus planipennis (emerald ash borer) is the source of this 1260-nucleotide messenger RNA. Its product is annotated as paired mesoderm homeobox protein 1. The transcript has 3 exons. The coding region runs from base 385 to 1092 and encodes 235 amino acids. NCBI's taxonomy places the organism in Eukaryota, Metazoa, Arthropoda, Insecta, Coleoptera, Buprestidae. The record is from RefSeq and is a predicted model, not a curated record. Gene Ontology annotation, biological process: regulation of transcription by RNA polymerase II. Gene Ontology annotation, molecular function: DNA-binding transcription factor activity, RNA polymerase II-specific; RNA polymerase II transcription regulatory region sequence-specific DNA binding.